GAAGGCGUCCUGACUUCAGUCCCACAUCUGUUGGAGCAUCAUCAUCACAUCCAGCUACAAGUGGACCGCCUUCCACACCUGCAUUCGCACACUUAAUUCACAACAUUAAUGAAAUACAUGAGGACGACAGGCGACGUGGCUCUCGCUUCCCCGGCAGGUGAAGUGUUUACGGGAUGAAGGCGCUCCUGAGGCGGUUCCACUGAGCUGCCCACCGGUGACAGACUGAUUGUUUCCGUGGAUUAGUCUGGUCACACGUCUACCCACAACGCGGCUGUUUGGAAGGGCUGGGUUGCAGACAUGCACCCACCAUCUCGACAGGAUUAUGUAUCUAUAACGCUUGCUGGACAAGGAAGUGGCAUUUACAACAACAGUAAGCAGUGGAGGAGGCAGUCCUGCUGGAGGAAAUGGAAGCAGCUGUCGAGGCUGCAGCGCAGCCUCAUCCUCUUCAUGCUCGUCCUCCUGCUUAUUUGUGGAAUUGCCUCAUAUCCUACUAUCACUGAACACCUCCGAGGCCUUCCAGACGGCGAUCAGGAGCCAGACGAUGCGCUGAGGCAGGUCCUCCCUCACGCGCUGCCUGCACCGGUCAAACCAGGCCAACUCCCACUGCCUGAACAAACCUCCAAGAGGAAGUUGUCCAAUAAGAGAGGACCACCCAUUAUUCUGAAUCAUCUGCAGAAGAAUGGAAACGCCUCCAAUGCAGUGGCUCAGGACAAGGCAGCCGAUGGCAAGAAGGAAGGGGAGGAUCAGGGAGUCAUCAGUUGGCGUGGAGCUGUGAUUGACACUGAACAAGGAACGGAAGGAACCAAGGAUGGAGAAAACAAAGAGGAAUCCCCUGGAAACCAAGAAGAAAAAAGCACUAAAGAGUCAGAAUCCAAAUGGCUGGAGGCGGUUCAGGAUGCAUUCAGACAUGCAUGGAAGGGCUAUAAAGACUUUGCUUGGGGCCACGAUGAGCUCAGGCCCAUCUCCAAGUCCUACAGCGAGUGGUUCGGCCUGGGCCUGACGCUCAUCGAUGCCCUGGAUACCAUGUGGAUCCUCGGCCUCAAAGAAGAGUUUGAAGAAGCGAAGGCGUGGGUGGCCACAGAGCUGUCAUUUAACAAGAAUGUGGACGUCAACUUGUUUGAAAGCACCAUCCGGAUCCUGGGCGGCCUGCUGAGCACUUACCACCUGACCGGAGACACUCUGUUCCUGGACAAAGCUAAAGACAUCGGCUCCAGGCUGAUGCCCGCCUUCAACACCCCGUCCAAGAUCCCCUACUCCGAUGUGAACAUUGGCAAAGGGACCGCCCACCCCCCUCGCUGGACCUCAGACAGUACCGUGGCCGAGGUCACCAGCAUCCAGCUGGAGUUCAGAGAGCUGAGCCGGCUCACAGAGGACCCACAGUACCAGGCCGCUGUGGCUGAGGUCAUGAGGCAGGUCCACAAACUGGACGGGAAACUGGACGGACUCGUCCCCAUGUUCAUCAAUACCAACAACGGCCAGUUCACCCAUCAGGGCAUCUACACACUGGGCGCCAGGGCCGACAGCUACUACGAAUACCUGCUGAAGCAGUGGAUCCAGGGAGGCAAGAAGGAGACACAGCUCCUGGAGGACUAUCUACAGGCCAUCGAGGGGGUCCAGAAGAACCUGGUACAGAAGUCUUCCCCAAACGGACUCACCUUCGUUGGAGAGCUUUCCCACGGACAGUUCAGCCCCAAAAUGGACCACCUGGUGUGUUUCCUUCCUGGGACCCUGGCCCUCGGUGCUCAUAAUGGCCUGCCAGCCGAUCACAUGGAUCUGGCCAAACAGCUGAUGGAGACCUGCUACCAGAUGUACCUGCAGAUGGAGACGGGCCUCAGUCCGGAGAUCGUCCAUUUCAACAUGCACCAGGGCAGCAUCCGGGACAUCGACGUGAAGCUCGCAGACAGACACAACCUGCUGAGACCAGAGACGGUGGAGAGCCUCUUCUACCUUUACAGAUUCACCAAGGACCACAAGUACCGGGACUGGGGCUGGGAGAUUCUGCAGAACUUCAACAAGUACACCAAGGUUUCCUCCGGGGGCUACACCUCCGUCAAUAACGUCCGCGACCCGGACUACCCGAGCCCCCGCGACAAGAUGGAGAGUUUCUUCCUGGGCGAGACCCUGAAGUACCUGUACCUGCUGUUCUCCAACGACACCGACCUGGUCAGCCUGGACCGGUACGUGUUCAACACCGAGGCUCACCCUCUGCCCAUAUGGCCUUCCACUGCGUGAUCCACACCCACAGGUGGCAUCAAACUGCACAAGUAUCUCAGGGUUUGUUUAACACCAACACAUAGCAUUAGAAGCCCUUAUUCUGUCUCAGUGACUGGAAACCCUGAACACAAACAGAAAAAGCCUCUUUUCUACCGUUUGAUUUGUGCUCGUAGCCAUGGACGGUGGCUCCGUUGAUCUCUUUGACUAUUGUGUGUUUGCGUGGUCGACCUCUGAGACCCGAUAGUGACGGUUUGUGCUGGAGAAGCAGAUGAAUGUUCGUGUCCUCUGAAGCAUCACCAAGUGUCAGCGUUGAAGAAAAAUUGAACAGUGACUUGAAGAUGAGAUGUCUUAAUAGUUUGUUUAGUGGAUGAUUCAGUGUUGGAUCUGUGCAGGUUUUUAACAAAUGAUGAGUUCAUAUUUAUCUAAAAAAAAAAAUAAACAAAAGGCCAUUUUUAUGUCAGGAAUAGAGUCUCAACAGGGCGGAGGAGGUCCUGGAAAAGCAUUUAGCACUUAACAGCCGACUGCUCGGAGCCGUUGGGUUUAAUUUAAGGUUUAUUUAAACCAGGGGUGUCGAACUCAUAGUAGUUCAGGGGCCACGUUCAGCCCAAUGUGGUCUAAAGU
Molecule: messenger RNA, 2835 nt
Organism: Sphaeramia orbicularis (orbiculate cardinalfish)
Lineage: Eukaryota; Metazoa; Chordata; Actinopteri; Kurtiformes; Apogonidae
Gene: man1b1b
Product: mannosidase, alpha, class 1B, member 1b
Exons: 14
Coding region: 298-2232 (644 amino acids)
Biological process (GO): mannose trimming involved in glycoprotein ERAD pathway; carbohydrate metabolic process
Cellular component (GO): endoplasmic reticulum; membrane
Molecular function (GO): mannosyl-oligosaccharide 1,2-alpha-mannosidase activity; calcium ion binding
Source: RefSeq, a predicted model, not a curated record